UGGAGUACCAAAGCUAGGCUAUCUCCGAGUGGCAGGCCCUUGAGGAUCGGUGUCGAAAGUUGUCUGAAGAGGUAGCCGAGCUUGAAAGGAAAUUAAAAUGCUCUAAGACGGAGAGGAACAGAUUCUGGGCUCAAUAGGUUGAUGAUGCCUCAGAAUUGAAGGAGGCUAAAAUGCAGUUUAAGGAAAAAUGUUUGCUUAUCUAAUGUCCCGUUAGAAGAUCCUUUAUGCGAUCCGUUCCGAGGGUUUAUCCAUUGAUGAAGAGGUUGCCAAGGUAUAUUCACUUGUAGAUAGAGUGAAUCCUUCAAGCUCCUCUACCUACAAUGAUUUCGAAGAAUCCGAGCAUCCUUUACCUCCUGCUCCUACAGUUGCUCCUUCUUCAUCUCUCCCUUAUUCCUCCCAAGUAUCUCUACUGGGAACAAAAGGCUUAUGAGGGUCUCUAUGAAAGUUUUUGUAUUGUGGGUCUUUUGUGCCUUUAUAAUUAAUAGCAAGUUUAUUUAUGCUUUUUUGUUUUUGUUUUUUCUUUUUUGCAUAUUUGCAUGUUAUGAUUGUUGCAGUCUUAUAGGCUAAGCCAAGAUGAAUUCACCGUAUAUUUAUAAAAAUCGAUUAAGGUUUCCUCAUAAGACUUUUUAUAUUUUUUAUUGCCUGUGAAGAAUCUCUUCUGCUAUUCGGGGAGCGAGAUUAGAAAUAUUUCUUCAUUCGGGUUGUCUAGCCGGGCGAGUGAUAUUGUGGCAUGGCCUUGUGGCUAAUUAUAUGAAAGAUUUUUCGUUUAUUAUUUUGUGAAAAUUUAACUUGGGCAAAGUCCCCAUGCCUAGGCUUCUUUCAAGAGGGCCUGCUUUUGGGGUGAGCCCAAGUGAUUGUUGUUAUGGGUGUUGCAAUCUUUCGAACAGUCCCUAGCCAUAGGUACUAGGUGUAGAUUUUCAGCAAAAGAGUUUGUUCCCAAAGUUAUGUCCGUCAAGAUUUAACCAUCAAUCGAGCCGAUUAUACAAAUACCAUAGAUUCAGCCACUAAUUAAGCCUAUUUUACAGAUAUUAUAGUCCCCUCUUUCCUAUUUUUCAUAACCUCGUAGGAAGUACUCGGGAAAUGGAAAUCUUCCAAUGGAACAAAUCUUGACAAAUUUCUUAGUGGGAAAUAUUGAUCUUUUGUAUCCCCAAGAUAACAUGAUUUGACUUGUUAUUGACAAGAGGCGUGUGCAGUAUCUUAUUAAUACUCUCGAUACAUGGUCGAAUAUUACAGGAUCUGCUAUCGAUAGUAGUUUCCUAGGCGUUGAUGGUUAUUCUUGGUGAUUGAUGGAAGCUCGAUUCUCUAGAAAUUUGGGGCUUUAUGUUUUGCCCAUAAAUAUACACAAUUGAUACCAUAGCUUCUAUCAUCUUUCUUCCUUCAAUUGCAUCCUUGACUAUUCCUUCUUUGUGUUAUCCUUCUUGCACAUAACAUCAUGGACAAGCAAGAUACUCAUCAAGUAGUUGUUGCUGCCAUAGAGUCUCUAUCCACUUUGGCAACGGGGCCCUCCGAUAAUGCGGUUGAGUAUGCCCAAGGUAAAAUGAAGAAAGCAGCCAAGGCUUCUUCUAGUUAAAGGAUGAAGACGGAAGUCGAGCCUACUAUUUCUGAAGUUUUGCAAGGGAAAAGUGAUACCUGGACUGAUGACGAUGUUUGGAACAACACUACAUGUCCUGUGGAUAUUCUACUUUCCCUUGUGUAACUUGAACACCUUCCUCUAUUGAUUGAAGGAUGUAGUUGGGAGAACGUAGAUGUUCAAGUACCCUCAAAAUCUGAGCAGAUAUCAAGCUACAGAGAGGGCUUUAUUUUCUUAUAUACUUAUCGCUUUACUUUAAUUUCAACCCUAGUAGAUUUCAUAAUUUAAGAUCUCUGUUGGCACUUCAACAUUAGCCUGGCCUAGGUUGGUCCGUCAAUUUGGAUGUUGGUGACUUGCUUUCAUCACCUAUUGAAUCUAGCUGGCAUCAACUUUUCUCUCCAACUUCUCAUUCAUCUAUACUCCACAAAGUUGUAGCGGGGCAGCAUUAUCAUUCUCUCCAAUCGAAGUACUCGAAAGAUCGUGGAUGCCGAGGACAAUCACGAUAGAGGGUGGCAUGAUUGCUUCAUGGUUGUUACUACCCAUGAUUUUACCUAGUUAUCCAGGAGAUCAGUCUAGGAAAAUUUGAAUGAUAAGUGUAAGAAUAUUAUUCUUCUUUUGGAAUUUCCUUUUUGCGCUUUAUCUUACUUUACGCCUAAAUUCUAACCAUUCUUACCUCACUCGAAGAGGCACCUAACAUUGAAGAGUGGGUCGAGAAGAACUUAUUUUAUUCCUCGAUGCCAUAGAGGAUUUGGAGUCACAUCUCUGAAGCUUUCUGAUGGAGGGACAAGAGUCACUGUAUGUUUGGAAUUUUCGUAGAUCCUUAUUUGUGCUACUUGUAAUCUAAUUUAUUUUAUGUGUAGGCAUCCCGAUGAGAAGGCCUCUAUGCCGAGUUUUGGUGGAUCUUCCUCCUAGUAAUGUCCAAGAAAGGAUUCAAGAGCUUUCGGUAGAUAGGCACAACAAGAAUAUUUCCCAGGCAAAUGCUCCGGCGAGUGCUCCUAUCAGAUUUCUCCGAAGGCGGACUUGGUCCAGCUUUAGGAAAAAGCCUUCCCAAUCCCGGGCUACCAGCUCCAUCCUCAUCAAUAUUGAGAAGGCAGAGUCCACUAUGGGUUUGGAGAACGAUUUCCUUAACACAAAGGUUUCCCCAGAAAUUUCUUGUGGCCUCGACAUAUUCUUCUCCGAUUGUGACACCAGUAGUUUCAACUCUGACCAUAGCUCCGGCAGCUCCAACUACUUCCCAUGUCGUUCAUUCUACGAACGCUAGCAAGCUUCGCAUUAUGGCGCAGGUUUCUGAGGGAAUAGAUUUGCAGGAGCUGGAGGGGAUGCCUACCUCAAAUCUUGCCCGUUUGAUAUAUUCCCAAAUUUCGGAGAGGAUCAGUCAUUAUGAGGGGUAAAUUUUGGAGUUGAGUGGUCCCAUAGAGGAUGGAAAGAUCGAGGUUGAGAAAGUACAUUUUAAGAGGGUGGCUCAUGAGUAUCGGGUCAAGAUGAUGGAGGGGGAGCUGGAUCGGAUGGGGUUUAAGCUUGGCCAGUCCACAAAGAGGCUUUUUCAAAUUAAGGAAUACUUAGUAAAAAGCUAGCCCUCUUGGACCAAGUUGUCGGGCAACGUGACAUCCGAGAAGCUCGCCUUUAUAAUGUGGAGUAAAUAUGAAGGGCCCUCGAGACACAGAGCUUUGAAGACCGAGGAGAGGCUCAAGCACGAAAAUGAUAAUGAUGUCUCCAGCUUGACUUUGAAAUUUAUUCUGAUAUUACUCAACAUUCCAUAUUUUUGGAAUCCCAACUCAAGAUGCUGAGGUGGGUUCUUGAUAAUGAUCUAGAACUAGGUGAAGAGAUAGGAGAGGCCAAACGAGCAUAGAAAGAUGGCCAACUGGAGCUGGACUUGGACGGCAUUAACAAUCACUCUUCUGGGAUAAUUUGGAUACAGUCAUGCCAUCGGGUAAUCGGGGUGAAGGAGUUAUUGAUGUACAUUCUCUCCCUUCGACUUCUCAGGCCAUUCCUCCUUUAGAACUCCUCUAAUUUCUCCCAUUUUCCCUUGAACCCAUCAAUUUUCUCCUAUCCGCCGGAUGCUUAGGCUAGCACGCCGGACUCUCCUUCCUCCAAUGCUCACUGAGGAAUUCCUAUAAUGACCAGUGACUAGUUUGAUAGUGCUUCCUUCUUUUUGGGUUUUCAAAAGUUUGUUGUCGUAUAUUUUUGGAAAUCCCGUGAGUAUUUUGAGAUACUUAUCUAUUUGUCAAAAGACCUAAUUGGAUGAUUCUACUUGUCUGUGUA
This is a messenger RNA of Nicotiana tabacum (common tobacco), 3832 nucleotides long. The record is from RefSeq and is a predicted model, not a curated record. NCBI's taxonomy places the organism in Eukaryota, Viridiplantae, Streptophyta, Magnoliopsida, Solanales, Solanaceae.